AUGCGGCGGAAAUGGGGAGAUGGUGGUCAAAGGAUUUAUUGCCUUACCUGUAUAUGCCAGGAUGACAAGCUUGGGUUACUUGCUGUCUUACACUUUUGUUUUGAGGUGGAUGGACUCAGCGCUACAAAAGGAGAAGGCCAACUCAGUGCCAGGUGUCAGUGUGAUGAUCCUGAGGGAGGACUAAGAAGAAUUCCUACCACAGAAGAGACUGGUCCCCACGUCCAUCCUACCCCAGCUGUUAGCCUUGAAAGACCUUCGGCCCUGGGAAAACGCCAGGCAGGAUACUCCGACAAGUUAUAUCCUGACUUCCACCUCAGGAAUCCGAGGGAAGCGAGAUCUUCCCUGAGGGAGCUGGACUUGGGUCAGCAGAGAGAGGAGUCUCAGGCCCUGCCCAGCUUCAAGGCCAAUUGGCACCCAUCACCCACCUUCUGCCCACACUCCUGCCUGCUGCCCCCAAGACAAGUCAUCAUACCUCACGGUCAGAAGAAUCAGUGCUGCAAGCUUGAACUAGACCUUCAGGCCCAAAGAGAGGUUCAGGGCCUGAUGGGUGCAGAGGUUCCUGUAGCUGAGGGGAAGGAGGUCGCCUCCUCCUCUGUCUCUCCUUUGAUCCAGGGCACCCCAGAGGUGGUGCCUGCUGCUGGAACAACAAGUCUUCCCCAGAGUUCUCAGAAAACCUGCUCCUCCCCCACUGCCAUCAAAGCCACUCCAUUGAGCAAAUCAAAUGAGGGCUCCAGCAGCCGAGAAGAGGGUCCGAGCACUUCUCAGUCUCCAACAGAUCCUAAGUACUUGCUCAGUGAUGAGCUAAACAAGAAGGUGGCUGAAGCGGUGCAGUUCCUGAGUGUUAAGUAUAUAACAAAGGAGCCUGUCACAAAGGCAGAGAUGCUGAAGAGUAUCAUCAGAGAGCACCAGGGCCACUUCCCUGCAAUCUUCAGGAAAGUCUGUGAGUGCAUGGAGGUUGUCUUUGGCAUUGAAGUGAAGGAAGUGGAUCCUACCAGCCACUCCUAUGUGCUCAUCAAAACACUAGACCUCACCUAUGAUGGGGUGCUGACUGAUGACCAGGGCAUGCCCAAGACAGGCCUCCUGAUACUUAUCCUGGGUGUGAUCUUCAUCGAAGGCAACCGUGGCCCUGAGAAGAGGAUCUGGGAGGUGCUGAAUAUGAUUGAGGUGUAUGCUGGGAGGAAGGAUUUCAUCUAUGGGGAGCCCAGGAAGCUCAUCACCAAAGAUUUAGUGCAGGAAAAGUACCUGGAGUACUGGCAGAUGCCCAACAGCGAUACUCCAUGCUACGAAUUCCUGUGGGGUCCAAGGGCCCAUGCUGAAACCAGCAAGAGGAAAGUCCUGGAGUUUUUCGCCAAGGUCAGUGGGGCUGACCCCACUUCCUUCCCAUCCUGGUAUGAGGAAGCUUUGAGAGAUGAGAAAGAGAGAGCCCAGACCAAAGUUGCCACCACCGAUGGUACUACUGCUAUAGCCAGUGAAAGUUCCAGUGUCACAUCUAGCGGCUUCUCCUGCCUUGAGUGAAUUCUGAGGGAGAUUCUCCACUCUGUGUUUGAAGAGGUCAAUUAAGGUUCUAAGCAGUGGAGGGUUGAGUUGAAGAUUUUAUCUUUUUUUGCUUUUUGGUAUUUUUCAAAUGUUCUUCCUUGUAAAAGGAUUAUUAGUUUCAGAGUCUAG
This is a messenger RNA of Equus quagga, 1665 nucleotides long. Its product is annotated as putative MAGE domain-containing protein MAGEA13P. Gene Ontology annotation, cellular component: nucleus. The coding region runs from base 1 to 1515 and encodes 504 amino acids. The transcript has 4 exons. Lineage: Eukaryota; Metazoa; Chordata; Mammalia; Perissodactyla; Equidae. Gene Ontology annotation, biological process: negative regulation of transcription by RNA polymerase II. The record is from RefSeq and is a predicted model, not a curated record.